This is a messenger RNA of Ylistrum balloti, 1173 nucleotides long. RefSeq names its product nociceptin receptor-like. Gene Ontology annotation, cellular component: membrane. The transcript has a single exon. The record is from RefSeq and is a predicted model, not a curated record. Bases 1 to 1173 code for a protein of 390 amino acids. NCBI's taxonomy places the organism in Eukaryota, Metazoa, Mollusca, Bivalvia, Pectinida, Pectinidae. Gene Ontology annotation, molecular function: G protein-coupled receptor activity. Gene Ontology annotation, biological process: G protein-coupled receptor signaling pathway.
AUGGCUGCUAUAAACGCAACGGUGCCCGAGGCGUCCUAUAGCGUGCUUGGUAAUGCUACCGUCUUAUCUGAUGGUUUACUUAACACAACUGCCUUCGACUACGUCUGUUUGGAUGCGCCGGACGAGUACGCAGUCUUCUACGAAUGGGCACAAUUCGUUACCGGACUCAUAAUAUACCCCAUUGUGUGCAUGGUUGGUAUCAUCGGAAAUACACUGACGUUAAUCGUGCUCGGCCACAAGGACAUGAGAACAGCCACCAAUGUGUAUUUGUCUAGUCUGGCUGUUUCCGACACUAUCAAACUUCUAAACGAUCUCAUGUAUUUCGUUUUAGUUGUUUUAAAGGUAGAAAAUCUUGAUGACGAUAAUAAGAUCAUAUUUAACUUUUACCCGUAUGCGCAUUAUAUAUUCAACAUGUCGGUGUGUGUGACCGCCUGGCUUACAGUGUCCGUGGCCGUAGAUCGAUAUAUUGCGGUUUGCCACAUCACAAAGGCCAAAGAGAUGUGCACUAUUGCGCGUGCGCGUAUCGUGAGUACGGUAGUGUUUGUGUCUAUGAUCACCCUGUCCGUACCCUCCGCAUUACGGUACAAACCCAUGCUUCAGCACGAUGACCGUCUGAACGUGUCCUGCUAUAAAAUUCAACAGAGCACACUUGGUGAAAAUGACCAGUUCAUGACCCCAUACACCUGGGUCCAGAACUCACUGCGUUCCAUCAUACCACUUAUUGUCCUCAUCUUCCUCAAUGCGAGGAUCAUUAAUGAGCUAAGGAAACAACGUGUGCCGGGCAAAAAGCUCUCGUCGAGGAACAGGAUUACCCUCAUGCUUAUAGUCAUCAUUCUGUGCUUUGUCGUGUGCAUUAUGCCAGAUGCAGUGAUGUCGUUGUUUUUUGGAUUUGGAUAUGUUGAUGAGACCAACUUGGUUCGAGGAAUACGCGAAAUCACGGAUUCACUUCUAGCUGUCAAUUCAGCUUUGAACUUUUUACUUUACUGUAUUAUGAGCAAGGUGUUCCGAACGACAUUUAUAAAGAUAUUUUGCAAGAGUAGUACAGUUCAGCGAAAGGUUUCUGAGCGCGUGUUGCAAAACGGCCAUAGUGGUUGCGCCGUGUCAGUUGCAAGAAAAGACAGCAACAGUUGCAGUGGCAAUAACAACAAGGACUCUUUGGAAACGUACGUCUAG